AUACUGAAAUGAUAUCCAAGAACGUUUAUAUUGUAUUUUUAUGUUUGAUUUUUGUCACCACUUCACAAGGCAGAAGAAAUUUGUUUUCUGAUAUAGUUCAGGCAAGGUGUAUUCAAUGGACUAUAGCUCAUGGAGUCACUGAUAUAAACUGUACUGAAGUAUGGAAUGCGUUCGAUGAUGCCAUACAUUCGGCAGGUAAUCAAUCAAAAUGUCCACCGGAUCCGCAAAACUUUGAUGCUUUUGUUUUAAAAGCCUUUGAAAAGCAACCAAAUAUCAGUGAACCCCACUUUUACUCGCAAGCAUUUGAUGUAAUUCGUGCACUGUGUAAACGAUUAGGAGUAUGUUCUAGCUUGGAGACAACUCUAGCAGGAUUCCUGUUCGAUGAGUUAGAUUGGUGUAGCAGUAGUUUCACGAGUUAUAUGAACGAUACAAUCUCCUGUGGUUGUGACAGUAAUAAAACAGUGAUAGAUGCAUUCUGGAGAAGUGCAUCUGCUGAAUACGCUAAAAGAGCAUCCGGCAAGGUUGUUGUUGUACUGAAUGGAUCUGUAGAACAUCCUUUUAGAGAACGCGGUGUCUUUGCAAGUGUUGAGCUACCACAGCUAUCAUAUCCUCGUGUUCAACAAAUAACUGUGAAGGUGAUUCAUAAUCAUGGCGAACAGAAAUAUAACCACACUUGUGAAUCACCUAACAUUAAAAAACUUGAAGAGAAAGUAACAUCUAAGAAUAUCACAUAUCGUUGUAUUGAUGAACCAGCGGAGUUCAAACACUACAGUUGUAUCAUAAAUCCUGAAAAUAAUGAAUGCAAAUUAUCUUAGAUAAUUGAGUUGUUUGAAUUUGUGCGACACUUUAUUUGAACAUUUGAACGUGUCACGCGGUUUGUUUGUUUUUCUUCUACAUGAAUUGGGUCAAAUCAUGUCAAAAAUAAUGGAAACACUUUGUAAAUGUUAUCUCCUUUUUUAGCCAUUAUUUUAAAUGAUGAGAUCUUAGCAUGUUAAAUGUGAACUGUUUCAUUUUUGUAAAUUGGAAGUAGGUUAUUUGACCGCAAAAUUGUUUUUUUUUUAUUUUGACUUCAAAAUCAUUCCUAC
Messenger RNA from Trichobilharzia regenti, 1085 nucleotides. The record is from the annotation of a GenBank genome assembly. NCBI's taxonomy places the organism in Eukaryota, Metazoa, Platyhelminthes, Trematoda, Strigeidida, Schistosomatidae.